AUGACAACCGAAGUGAUCGAGCUUCUCUCUUCGAGUUCGCCGGAAGCUGCGCCUCCGAAACAAAAGCUGAUCUCCCGAUCCUCUGCAUCCAUUGAAAGGCUUGAUUUUUCCUCCGAUGACAUUGAUGACACGGGGUCAAUUGAUUCCGAGAUCGAUUGGCCGUCCAAGAGACUGCGACGAAGUCCUGAGCCGGAUUCGCAGCCAGAGCAACCUGGAGCAAGUUUUGACAACAACCCGAUGUCAAACAUCACUUUUGAGAUCUCAUCCGACCAUGAAUCACUGCUUCACGCCAAGUUUGAUAUUGCUAUGCAAGCAUCGAAAAGAUCUCCAGAGCGACAGAUCCGGGUUAGCCUUGCCGACGACAUUAUAUUCUCCUCGUCGGCGCCAGAACCGAGGACUAAGGAGCAAAAGAACUUCGAAGCUACCUGGAAAUUCUCGUUGGAUGACUCGCAAGAUGCACUCAUGGACGAUCCGCCCUUCACUUGGUCUGAGCCAACGAGAAUGGAGCUGCAAGAUGAGGUGUAUUCGAAUCGCACGGCCAACCUUUUGGCAAACCUGACGCAGGAAUGUAGCAAGGACGAGAGAGCCAAGUCUCGACUGCCUAAAUCGAAAGCAUCGGAAAAUCGAGGGAAUGGAAAGUCUUCAGCCAAUGUCCUCGAUGACAUUGUAUUUUCGUCAAACCCGGCUCAGCCCAGAACCACGAAAACUUCCAAAUUGUCGGAGUCUGAGAAAGCUUGCAAAGCAGCUGAACGAGCCAGAGCGAAAGCAUCCCGAAGUGCCGAAAUGGAAUCCAAGAAAGAAAGGAAACGGCUGGAACGCGAGCGAAAGGCCCUGGAAAAGCAGAAAGCUGCCGAUUUAGCGGAAGUGAAUAGAACUCGGACGAAUAAGAAAGACGCGGCUCCUGAAAUGAUCGUGGAUAUGUCAAGCUUUCUCAAAGACACCCACGUCGGUAAUCAGGUCGAGGAAUACAUGAAGAAGGUUGAAGUGGAAGUCAACUAUAUCGACGAAGAGGCCAAUCUGAUAGAAGGUAUCCCACAACCAGAUCAAUACGGAAAUAUCGUGACGUGGCGGCGAAAGGUGACGUCUACAUACAACGAUGAAGACGGUCAAUGGGAACCUGCAUCCCGAAGCCGAAUUGUGACGGAGAAGCACGUUUUGAUCCAUCUUCCCGCUGUCGAAUUUGCCGCCAUGGUGGCGGGGCCCAAGUCCGCGUCUACGUCUACAGUGUCAGCCUCACCCACGGAAGCAGAGAUGAAGUUGAAAUUAGACGCUCAUGUGGCGUUGAUUCGGCGCCGGUUUCGGGACUGUAUUCCUAUCUAUCUCAUUGAGGGGCUGAAUGGCUGGCUCAAGAAGAAUGUCAACGCCAAAAGCCGAGACUAUGUAGCUGCCGUUCGGGCUCAGAUGUUGCAGCCUGAAGAGGGCAGCUCAUCGAAUGCGGCACCCAGUGGAACCGAAGCAAGAUCUCGAAAACGAAAGAAAACGGCCAUCCAAUCCCUCGACCUGUCAUUUGUCACCUCUGACAUUGUUGAAAACCUACUACUACAUCUUCAGCUCGCUCAUCAACCAAUAUUGAUACAUCAUACCGUGUCGCCCGGGACCACAGCCUUUCAAAUAUCUACGUUGACUCAGCAUCUUGCCACGCGGCCGUAUCGGUUGGCGCAAUUGAAUCAUAACCUCAAAUUUGCAUCAUUUUGUAUGGAUAGUGGGCAAGUUCGGGCCGGGGAUGAUGCCCAAGAUACGUUUGUCAAAAUGCUCCAAGAGAUACAGCGGGUGACUCCGAGUAUGGCUUACGGAAUCGUGAAUCAAUGGAACACGGUCAGAAAGCUGAUCAACGGCUUCGACCAGCAUGGAAAUCUGUUGCUGGAAGAUGUUCGGAAAAGUGUAAACAAAGACGGUGGGUGGAGUGACAAGAGGUUGGGCCCUAUGAUCAGUCGAAGGCUGUUUAAGGUAUUUAUGGGCAGAGAUCCUUCUACCACAGACGGAAUGUCAUGA
Rhinocladiella mackenziei CBS 650.93 is the source of this 1992-nucleotide messenger RNA. RefSeq lists its product as uncharacterized. Gene Ontology annotation, cellular component: nucleus; Holliday junction resolvase complex. The transcript has a single exon. Gene Ontology annotation, molecular function: DNA binding; nuclease activity. NCBI's taxonomy places the organism in Eukaryota, Fungi, Ascomycota, Eurotiomycetes, Chaetothyriales, Herpotrichiellaceae. The coding region runs from base 1 to 1992 and encodes 663 amino acids. The record is from RefSeq and is a predicted model, not a curated record. Gene Ontology annotation, biological process: mitotic intra-S DNA damage checkpoint signaling; replication fork processing; double-strand break repair.